AUGGAAACCAAGCCUAAAAUAAAAGGAGGCGGAGGCGCUUUAGAAAGGAAAGACUUAACUGUGCAGCGUGAUCCUUCAGUUAACCAAGCAGUCACUCAAGAAGUCCAAAGCGACAAUAGAUACCUUAGAUACUAUAAUUGGCUUAUUUCAAAUGGCUGUAUUUUCCCAAGUGUAAAUUUUAAUUAGCUUGAAUUCCCAGUCGCUUUCACCGACGCAGGCAUUGUAGGUGCUCUUGCAAAAAUUGAUAUAACUCCUUGCAAGGUACAUCUAAUUUAGGCGUUCCUAUUUAUCCCAUAUAGCAUCACUAUCAAUUUAUUCAAAGCGAGGAAAAGCGAAAUCGCGCAUAUUUUCCAAGAGCACAAUUACUGGUUUCAAACCCAUCCUAGAGGGGACGAUCACAUUAUGUGGACUUAUAUCAUAUAUGAAAAAUUAAAAGGCGCUGAAAGCUUCUGGUUUCCUUAUUUUGAGACUAUUAAAAGCAUGGAAUCAGUGAUUGACUGAGAUGAAACAGAAAUUCUUGAACUGCAAGACCCUGUGCUAGUGUAUGAAUGCAAACAAUGAAGCAAAAGAAUAGAGAAUACCUGGAAAUCAAUGGAAGAAAUACUAUUAGAGCACCCAAAUUAUUUCCCUCCUGAUAAAGACUUAAAAGGGCUCUUUAAUUGGGCUUGGAGAUUGACCUGCACAAGAGCAUUUGCAUGGGAAGGAGGAAUGGUGAUUCCUUUAGCUGACAAUUUGAACCACUCAGACUGUUAUAUUACAUAUGAGUCCGAGUACAGAGAAAUCCUUGAACAAACUCAUUUAACUAUAGAAGGGAAUAAAGACUACAGAGACUUUUCAAACACUGCUUAUAAAGGUAGAGAAGAUACAAUCUUACGAAGCAAUACAAACAGGCUUGAAAAAUACCUAGAAAAUAAUAAAAAUAAAGACGUAUUAAAAGAACUAGACGCGAUUUGGCAAGUUGAAGAAAUAAUCGCUGAUUAUAGGAGCAGCUCUGAUGAAGAAGAUGCCAGAAAUAUAGGAGAAGUAUUCAGUGACGAAGAAAAAGAAGAAGCUGACGAAGGCUAUGAAAGUGAUGACGACACUGAAGAAUUCAAAGAUAAUACAAACUCAAGAGAUGAGCCUGAUUCUUAUUUCAUUAUGAGCACUGGUGUAAGGACUUUUUUUAAACAAGGCUCACAAGUAUAUAACUCUUAUGGAAGACUGAAUAAUAGAGACCUUUUGCUUGAUUAUGGCUUUGUUAUUGAGAAAAACAGAUAUGAUGCAGUUUAUUUCAGAGUAAAUUCAAUAUAGAUGUGGAUCCCUAGCAGUGGAAAAACAGGAUAUGUGACUGCCGAAGACAUAAUAAAUGAAGCUUAUAAGUUUGAUUUAUCCUGCGCCAAUUUAGACGACGUCACUGAGCUGCAUGAAAUCAAGCUUAAAAGGUUCAGCACAGAUAUUUUCACAUAUUUCAGGAAAAUCGCUGACUAUACGUGUCCAGCGCUUCAAAAUGUAGACCCACCAAGCUUGAAAGCUUCACCUACUAAUAUCAAGCUUGAGCUGUGGAUUUGUGACCAAGUUUACGAGCUUUAUACGCGGCUUGAAAGCACUUUUUCGACUCCUCUCGAGCAUGAUGUUUCAUUACUGAACAGUAAUUUACCUUCUAGGCUUAGGAUGGCGGUAAUUGAUAUAUAGAUCAUUUAUAGGAUUGCUCAAAAGCGAAUACUUAUCAAUCAAAAACAUAUGCUGAACAAGCUCAAAAGUAUAUUGGAGGCUACCUUAAAUGGAGAUGCAUUAGAGAAUCAUUUGAAAGAAAAAACCAUUAAGGAGCUGCGAGAAGUGUAUCCUUUGAACGGCUAUUUGAAGUCGCUGAAAGCUAAUCGAUAUUAUUCUCGUUAA
Blepharisma stoltei is the source of this 1875-nucleotide messenger RNA. The record is from the annotation of a GenBank genome assembly. Lineage: Eukaryota; Ciliophora; Heterotrichea; Heterotrichida; Blepharismidae.